UGCGCUCAUACUGGGACGUCGUGCCUAAACAAUAAAGUACAUGCUGCAAGGCCAGCAUAGCUCGAAACACGUUGCCUCGUAGUGUAUUCUAAGCUAUAUAUAUCAUUAAUGUUGUUGUUACUUAUUCGAUGUUGACCCAAGGUCAGCUUUUACGAGUGCAAGUUGCUUUGAACCACGUUGAGACGACGUUAGCUCGGCAAUGCUAGUCAGUCUCUGGUAUGUUUUUCAGCAGCGUUAGCAAGGUGUAUGUAUAUGAGUUAGCAAAUAUUGUGUAUUUUAAUGCGACAGGUAACAGUCAAAAUUUCCGUAGGAAGACGUUUUUAGUAAAGAGUGUUAUGUUGCUCGAAUAAUUAUAAUUGCCUAGCAAAAGGCUGCAAAGAUUAACCGGUGUUCAUUUCCGUUAGCCACUUGACGCGAUUGUAAAUCUGACAUUAGCUUAGCUUUAACGCAAAGUCACGCAGCAGCAAACUGGACAAAACAUUGGAUCUAGUCGGCUUUAAGUCGGGCACAGCGGGUUCGCUGACCCCUCAGAAGAAAAUGAAAAAGAGGAAGGAGUUAAACGCCCUCAUAGGACUCGGAGACAGCAAGCGAAAAAAGCCGAAAAAGGGCUCCGGUCACCGGCUUCUACCAACCGAGCCCCCGGACUCUGAGUCAGACUCGACUUCGGAUGACGACGGUUUCAACAACAUGGACAGCGGAGCUGGCUUUGGGAAAAGAAGCUACAGCCAGUGCUGCACUGUAUGCUACCCCUUGUUUCUCUUCAUUAUACUUGUUGCAUGCGUAACGGCCUGCGCUGGGCUCAUAUGGAUGCAGAUUGCCUUGAAAGAAGAUUUUGACUCGAUGAAAGAAAGAUUGCACAGCAUGGAAUCAAGCCAGAAGGAGUCUUCCAGUGAACUACCAAAAUUAAGUGACGACUUGAAAUCUGAGGACAGAAAACUUGAUGACAUUGAGAGUGGGGAUAAGGGGCUGGGCAAACUCUGGUCUAACCUCACAGAAAUGAACAGAAAGAUAACUUUACUGGACACUGCAGUAAACCAUUUAAAGGCCAACUUGAAGUCAGCCUCCGAUUUAAUCAGCCUACCCACGACAGUUGAGGAACUGCAAAAGAGCGUGGCUACAAUUGGGAGCACAUUAACCAGUGUACAACACGACGUGAAGACUAUGCAAACUGCGAUUGAAAGCCAGAAGAAGUCGGACGAUGCGCUGAAGGCAACAAUGGACAUAAAAGACCUGAGGAAAUCAAUGACGGAGGCCAACCAGUCGGAGGUGCAGCAUCACACGUGGACCAACGAACAGAUCCACAUCCUCCUGUCAACCGUCGCAGAGCUGCAGCAGAGACUGGCCUCCUUGGAGAACAGCUCCAAGCAAACAUUGAAAGAUGCUGAAUCUCAUCCACUUGUCAGCAGCAGGCCUCAACUCUCCGAGAAGAUGAAUGAGGCUAAAACAACCAAAGCGUCACCAGACAAUUCCACGCUAACUCCAGGUCCGCAAACGAGCAGGCACCCACGCUUCGUCACACCAAGCCGCUCCAAGAGAAACACUGAUGUCAAAUGCCAAAACAGGCGAUUACUUUCUGAAAUUGCAUCACUUGAAGGUCUGGAAGAAAUUUAUGCCGACAUCAGUCCCGAUUCAGCGGGGUUGACCUACAAUGAGCUGUUGGAAAAACUCGGGCCGUCCACUCCGAAAGCUCGCACCUUGAGGUGCUUUGAUGCAGACGGAGAUGAGAGGUACUCCCUGAUGGAGCUGAGAGAUGCUUUAGGUGUGUGGGCAUAAAAAAAUCCCCCCCCCCCACAGCAGUGAACAGUAUUGAAAUGAAGCCCUGCAGGGUCUGGCGUAAGGGGCGAUGGCUCUCACUCCACACCCUUUCUGUACUUGCUGCACUUUUGUGUGAAUUGAACAUUGAUCAUGUUGAUUGUCAAAGGCUACUCUCCAGUCCAGCACAACCCGAGCCCCCCCCCCCAAAAAAAACUUGACCUACUAACUUUUCCACACCAUAAUUUACUGAGAUUUGGAGCACACAUUUAGUUUUUCAUCCAAUCAGACUUUUUUUGUUUUCAAUGCUACACCAACUCCCUCCUGGUACAAGAGUGAAAUGUAUUUUGGACUUUUAUGAAUGUUUACAAAUGACUACUAUUAGAAGCAGAUUUGUCUUGUUUUCAUAUGUUUAGCUUCAGUUUUUAGCCCGUUUGCUAUCUUUGCCGAAACAUUUGAGUGAUCCUAUCAGUGGGCCAUUUUGUAUGCUUUUCCAUUGUUAAAUUUUAUGUAGUUUUUUCCCCCCGUGCUUUCACUUUGUUUUUGACAUUAAACAAGAUUUGAAGGGCUAUGUAAACUUUGAAACACUUUAGAUGCAUAUGUAGCAAUAAGAGACAUAGCAUGACUAUUGCAGUAACAGGUAGUACAAGAAGCACUGAAAUCACUCUUUUAAUCAUUUAACUGAAUGUGUAAUGGUGUAUUUACACAAGUUAUACAAGUUUCUCAAUUUAUCUUAUUCAGGGUGUAGGAUGAAUUCAAUUUGCUUUACAACUCAGCACUGUAUGUUUUUAACUAAGUUGUGCAUUGCACGUUGCUUAUGAUAAUGUACAAAUUAUUUAUGAAGAAGCUAAAAUUGCCGACUACAAAGUAGUAGUGUGGGAAAAUUAGCUCUGAAUGCAACAUUGGGCCUUUGUGAAAGCUGUUGGUCUAUAUGCUGCUACAAUGAGAUUUUGUCUUUGUGCGUGACUUCCAAUGAAUAAAGAGUUAAAUAUUUCA
Messenger RNA from Doryrhamphus excisus (bluestripe pipefish), 2748 nucleotides. It is a transcript of the gene efcab14, whose product is annotated as EF-hand calcium binding domain 14. The record is from RefSeq and is a predicted model, not a curated record. NCBI's taxonomy places the organism in Eukaryota, Metazoa, Chordata, Actinopteri, Syngnathiformes, Syngnathidae.